AUUGUUUACAUUUACAAAUUCGUUUAUUUUUACUUUGCAACAAUUUAGUCGUUGUAAUUAAUGUCGAUCAGUAUAGCUAUAUAGUGAAAUUGAUAUUCAUAAUUUAAAAAAAACCAUAGUAAAAUGUUUUUUUUGUGUUUUUUAAAAGGUUUUUCCCUCUUAAAAAUGUUGCUGAAGCUUCUGCAGAUGCAAAGAACAGACUAUAGAAUGUUUACUCUAAGCUCAGUUCUUGUUUAUCAAGCCAACAGGAUACAGUGAGAAACAUGUGGAAACCAACUGUAGCAAUCAUGCUUAUUCUAGGUUGUGUAGAAGAGACCGUUGGAGACCGUAGAAGAGAGGAAAAUGGAGAUAUGGAUUGGAGGAAUAAUGGAGGUAGCAGGAGGAGCUCGAUAACUAGCGACAAUAUCAGAGAAAGUCUACUGGAGGAUGAAAGCAAGAGCAUAGGAAGAGAGAGAAAAGGAAGAAAAAAUCCAAACCAACCUUUUAUCUACAAUAUUUCCAUAGCGAAGUUCAACAGGAGUCCGGACAUUGAUGUACACGAAGAUGAAUUAGUUGACAAUUUGAAAACAAUAUUAUCACUGCAACCGCUUCUACAAACCAGGUUUCAAGAUGACCGGUUCUCGCCUCAAGGAAGCUCUGCUGUUCAAGGAACCAGGUUUUCUCCACUAGAGAUUGCAACGUCGGCUGGAUGUGAACCAGAACUUAGAACAGUGGAAGUAAAAGUAGAAAAUCUGACUGAUACAUCCUUCUAUUAUCCAACAUGUACAAGGUAAUCAUCCUUCUACUAUCCAACAUGUACAAGGUAAUCAUCCUUCUACUAUCUAACAUGUACAAGGUAAUCAUCCUUCUACUAUCUAACAUGUACAAGGUAAUCAUCCUUCUACUAUCCAACAUGUACAAGGCAAUCAUCCUUCUACUAUCUAACAUGUACAAGGUAUUUAGUGGGACAAUGUUUCAUAACGGUAUUCGUUUUGUCUGUUAGAGUGUAAAAAAAAUAUCUAUGUUUAAUUUUUUUUCAUUUGUGGUUUCUUCUGCAAAAGUUACUGGCGCAUUUCUUGCUU
Messenger RNA from Eurytemora carolleeae, 1061 nucleotides. RefSeq lists its product as uncharacterized. Lineage: Eukaryota; Metazoa; Arthropoda; Copepoda; Calanoida; Temoridae. The record is from RefSeq and is a predicted model, not a curated record. Bases 264 to 773 code for a protein of 169 amino acids. The transcript has 7 exons.